Molecule: messenger RNA, 1095 nt
Organism: Papaver somniferum (opium poppy)
Lineage: Eukaryota; Viridiplantae; Streptophyta; Magnoliopsida; Ranunculales; Papaveraceae
Exons: 1
Coding region: 1-1095 (364 amino acids)
Molecular function (GO): zinc ion binding; nucleic acid binding
Source: RefSeq, a predicted model, not a curated record
AUGGAGAACCUAACGAAACUCGAAUUCGCAGGUCUCGAUAUCUCAGGAAAUAACUAUAUUUCUUGGGCACUUGAUGCCGAGCUUCAUUUGGAAGCUAAAGGCCUCGCGCAUACUAUUACGGAAGGAAACAACGCGUCCAACCAGGACCGCGCUACAGCUCUAAUUUUCCUUCGCCAUCAUCUCCACGAUGAUUUGAAAAGGGAAUAUUUGACAGUUAAAGAUCCAUUUACUUUGUGGAACUGUCUGAAAAAAUGGUUUGACCACCUGAAGUUGGUCAUACUUCCAAAAGCUCGGAAUGAUUGGUUGAACUUGCGGCUGCAAGAUUUUCGAUCAGUGGCAGCCUAUAACUCUGCUCUGUUUAACAUCACCUCAACACUAAAAUUGUGCGGUGAAGAUGUCACUGACGAACAAAUGUUAGAGAAAACAUUUACAACCUUUCAUGCCUCGAAUGUGCUCCUGCAGCAGCAAUAUCGAGAACGUAAAUUUACGGAAUAUUCCGAGCUAAUUUCUUGUUUGUUGAUUGCAGAGCAGAAUAAUGAGCUUUUGUUGAGAAACCAUGAAGCUCGUCCCGUUGGCUCCAUGGCGAUGCCUGAAGCACACACAGCUACGUCCUUUGGACGGGGAAAUAAUCAUGGUAACAAAGGCAAAGGUGGAUAUGGUAAAGGAAACCAACGUGGGGGACACAAAAAUGAACGGGGAAAGGGUACCCGUUACCAGCCAUACCAAGGAAAAGGUACCCGUUACCAGCCAUACCAAGGAAAAUGUACCCGUUACCAGCCAUACCAACGUCCGCUGAAAAUUGCGGAACCAAAGGAACCGAAGCAAGAAAAGGGAAAGGGUUCUUCUAGUCAACCUCCUCAGAAGGAUGUUUGCUAUCGGUGUGGCUUAACUGAUCACUGGCAGCGUACCUGUCGUACGCCGGAACAUUUUGUUAAGCUCUAUCAGGCGUCCCUGAAGCGACCAGCCGAAAACAUAGAGACAAAUUUAAUAGAAGCCAGUGCCCCUAGUACCAAUAAUACCCACUUGGAUGUGUCUGAUUAUCUCGUCGACCCUGAAGGUGGCGAGCCUAGUCAGUUUUCUUUUGAUGAGCUGUAG